GGAUUAGUGGCGGCACGGCGAGAUGAUUGAAGUUGUGACGGGCCCGUGGGACAAUGGAAGGCCAUUUGAUCGAGGGAAAAAAAAGUGAUAGGAAGAGCCGAUGCUGGAACGGAAUCCGAGAGGAGGAACAUUACACCGAGGAGGCAAGCGUCUGAUUGGCCGCCGCGUCCCAGGGAGCGGGAUGCUGGAGCGCGAGGAGGAGAGUGCAAGAUGCGACGACCGAUUGCUGCGGAACUUCCUCGCAAUAUUUGGCGCCCGCAUGGAGCCCUUCCUCGCUUCACCUCUGGAAUGAUGUGACCCCCCCAACCUGGAGCGGGCUCACCAUGCCGGUGAUGAAGGGGCUCCUGGCCCCCCAGAACACAUUCCUGGACAACAUCGCCACUCGCUUCGACGGCACCCACAGCAACUUCCUGCUGGGCAACGCCCAGGGCCAGCGCGGCUACCCCAUCGUGUACUGCUCGGACGGCUUCUGCGAGCUGACGGGCUUCACGCGCACCGAGGUGAUGCAGAAGAACUGCAGCUGCCGCUUCCUGUACGGCGCCGACACCAGCGAGCGCGUGGCCCAGCAGAUGGAGAAGGCCCUGGAGGGACGCCACGAGUACCAGGCCCAGGUGCACUUCUACAGAAAGGACGGCGUGGCCUUCUGGUGCCUGCUGGACAUCGUGCCCAUCAAGAACGAGAAGGGCGAGAUGGUUCUCUUCCUCUUCUCCUUCAAGGACAUCACCGACAGCCAUGGGAAAUGUCAGCACAACAGCACCAAGGAAGUUUUGGAGGAGGACCAGCGUCAGCGGCGAAAGGGCAGCUCGCGCCUGAGCGAGGCCCGCAGGCGAGGGCGCACCGUGUUGUACCAGAUGACAAGUCGCUUUUCCCGCCGCACCAAAGGCGACAUCAACCUGGGCGGGAACAUGAUGGAUCGUCCGUCGGUGCCAGAGUACAAGGUGGCUGCGGUGCAGCGCUCUCGCUUUCUGCUGCUGCACUACAGCGUGUCCAAGGCGCUGUGGGACUGGCUGAUCCUACUGGCCACCUUCUACGUGGCCGUCACCGUGCCCUACAACGUCAGCUUCAUGCCCUACCACGACAACGUCACGGCCGCUCGCUCCACCAUCGUCAGCGACAUCGCCGUCGAGAUGCUCUUCAUCACAGACAUAAUCCUGAACUUCCGCACGACCUUUGUGAGCCAGUCGGGUCAGGUGGUGUACCAGUCGCGUUCUAUCUGCAUCCACUACGCCACCUCUUGGUUCUUUGUGGACCUGGUGGCCGCUCUGCCCUUUGACCUCCUCUACGCUUUCAACAUCACAGUGACGUCGCUGGUGCACCUGCUGAAGACGGUGCGGCUACUGCGGCUGCUGCGGCUACUGCAGAAGCUGGACCGCUACUCGCAGUACAGCGCCAUGGUGCUGACGCUGCUCAUGUCCGUGUUCGCCCUGCUGGCCCACUGGAUGGCCUGCGUCUGGUACAUGAUCGGACAAAAAGAGCUGGAGAGCAGCCACACCUGGGAAAUAGGAUGGCUGCACGAGCUGGGCAAACGUCUUGAGACGCCGUACGCCAACAGCACGUCGGGCGGUCCGUCGGUGCGCAGCGCCUACAUCGCCGCCCUCUACUUCACCCUCAGCAGCUUGACCAGCGUAGGCUUCGGCAACGUCUGCGCCAACACCGACGCCGAGAAGAUCUUCUCCAUCUGCACCAUGCUGGUGGGCGCGCUGAUGCACGCCCUGGUGUUCGGCAACGUGACGGCCAUCAUCCAACGCAUGUACUCGCGCCGCUCGCUCUACCACACCCGCAUGAAGGACCUAAAGGACUUCAUCCGCGUGCACGGCCUGCCCCAGCAGCUCAAGCAGAGGAUGCUGGAGUACUUCCAGACCACCUGGUCGGUCAACAACGGCAUCGACGCCAACGAGCUGCUGCACGACUUCCCCGACGAGCUGCGCGCCGACAUCGCCACGCACCUGAACAAGGACAUCCUGCAGCUGGCCGUCUUCAAGGGCGCCAGCCGCGGCUGCCUGCGCUCGCUCUCGCUGCACAUCAAGACGUCCUUCUGCGUGCCCGGCGAGUACCUCAUCCGCCAGGGCGACGCGCUGCACGCCAACUACUUUGUCUGCUCCGGAUCACUGGAGGUCCUCAAGGACGGCAUGGUGCUGGCCAUACUCGGAAAAGGCGACCUGAUUGGCUGCGACCUGCCCGACAGCGAGCAGGUGGUCAAAACCAACGCAGACGUGAAGGCGCUGACCUAUUGCGACCUCCAGUACAUCAGCGUGCGCGGGCUGAGGGAGGUGCUUCACCUUUAUCCCGAGUACGCCGGCGUCUUCGCCUCCGACAUUCAUAAUAACAUCACCUACAACCUGCGAGAGGGAAGCCAGGAUCAGGGACUUGGCAGGUUUUCAAGGUCGCCCAGGAUCCUGCAUGAAACGCGACUGACUCCCUCGGUGGAAACAAGCAAGCGGGAGGAUUUGUCCCCGUCGGUGCGGUCGCGGCGUAACCUGCUGCUGCCCAACCUGAGCAGCCCCGUGCGCCGCACCUCGCUGGGAAACCUGUUGGGCGACGAGCUGCGCCAGUUCAACGCGCUGCGCCGCUGCCGCUCGCCCAACCUCGCCCGCGGCUUCCUGAGCCAUGCCGCCGCCUCGCCUCGGACGCCGGCGGCCAAACCGGAGCGCGCCUCCCCGGGCCGCGAGUCCGGCGAGGAUCUUAAGCCUUCCGAGCUCCUCAUCCCCACCGUCACCUGCUUUGGACCCUCCGAACUCAGCCCAAGGGUCGUGGAUGGCAUUGAGGACAACAGCCACGUGUUCCAUUUCAACGUGGAGCACGGCGGGCCACAGGCCAGAAGAGGAAGCGGCGGAACACAAGAGUCCACACGGGUAAACGUGCGUCUCUUGCUUGAAACUGAGGAAGUUCAGCAGAGCAUCAGUCUACUCCACCAAAAGAUGGGCUCGUUAAACCAGGAAGUGUCGGAGCUUGGCAACGGCCUGCGCCGUAUCACGCACCUCCUCCAGGCCCACGUCAACGCCCAUCACAACUUGUAUCUCCACCACCAGGUGGCGUCCCCCCAGCCAGGCCUCCCCAGCCACCCGGCCGCCGCCCACUGUCACGCCGCCACCUUGGCGGCACCGUCAUCGUGGACGCCGGGAGGCUUCCCCGGUGGAGGCCUGGCGGGCCCCACUGCCAUCAGUCGGUCCCAACCCACUUUGUACCCGCGGCCCGACGCGGACCCCCCCGCCGACCGCCCGUCGGCCGGUUCUUACCCUCUUCUCGGGCUGUUGCAAGCCUCGCACGAGGACGUUGACUGUUUCGCCCAAGACUCGCAUCCUCCUUUAAUCCCCGCUUGUGCGUCCCCAUUAGCACCCCAACUGAGCCCACUCGGUCGCAGUCUAGACCCCCCUAGUCUCAGUCUAGACCACCCCAGUCUGGAAUGUCUGCUGAGCGGUCGCAGGGAAAGCGAAAGCACGUCCAGGUCCAGCGUUGGCGUUCAGACGCAGAGUAGCGAGCAGUCGUGGUGUCUGGAUCUCACGGACUAAAAAAACAAAACAGCGUUUCAGAAAAACAGAGAGUUUUUUUUUUUACCCCCCCUGCUGCUCGUUGGAGCCCGCUGCUUACUGCUCUGCAACCGCUAAAGUAUAUGUUGUUUACAGCACUUAGCUUGCUGGAUGAAUAAUAAACAUGGCAUUGUCUUU
Messenger RNA from Syngnathus typhle (broad-nosed pipefish), 3665 nucleotides. RefSeq names its product potassium voltage-gated channel subfamily H member 4-like. The record is from RefSeq and is a predicted model, not a curated record. Gene Ontology annotation, cellular component: membrane. Gene Ontology annotation, molecular function: voltage-gated potassium channel activity. Gene Ontology annotation, biological process: regulation of membrane potential; potassium ion transmembrane transport. The transcript has 18 exons. Lineage: Eukaryota; Metazoa; Chordata; Actinopteri; Syngnathiformes; Syngnathidae. The coding region runs from base 324 to 3509 and encodes 1061 amino acids.